AGCCAAUCGUCCAGUAAGCUCACUGUCUCGAGGGGUUGUCAUGGAAGCGGCGCUGGGCGACGCAGCCAACGGUAGGGCAUAGAACUGAAGUCCCACCCCUUGCCAGGCGAGACUCCGGCGCAACCUGGACGUUAGUGGCCCGGGCUGGACGACAGAUGGCUUAUAAGGGCAAGCAAAACAUUCCAGGACCAUCCCGGAGGAAGGGGAUGACAGGUCCCAAACUGGAACUCAGUGCCGAUCAAAAGCAGCAGAUGCGGGAUGCCUUUGACCUGCUGGAUGCAGACGGGACAGGGACCAUCGAUGUGAAAGACCUGAAGGUGUCAAUUCGUGCCCUGGGCUUUGAACCAAGUAAAGACGAGCUGAGAAAGAUCAUGCUGAACGUGGAUAAAGAAGGAUCAGGGAAGAUCGGCUUUGACGCCUUUUACUCUGUGAUGACUCACAAAAUGUCAGAACUUGAUCCCAAAGACGAGAUCCUGAAAGCCUUCAAGUUGUUUGAGGACCACAAAAGUGGAAAGAUCUCCUUCAGUGACCUCAAGCGCAUCGCCAUGGAGAUUGGGGAGAGCCUGACUGACGAGGAACUGCAGGAAAUGAUUGAUGAAGCUGAUGUGGACGGAGAUGGUGAAGUGAAUGAGCAGGAGUUUUUGAGGAUCAUGAAGAAGUACAGCUGAGUGUCUCUCUCUUCUUUGCCCCACCACUCCCCAUCUCUUGAGCACAGCUGCAGACAUACCAGAGAAGCUUGUGGCAUUCUUCCAGCCCUACACGAUCUUCAGAGGAGCAAAGGCACAGCCAAGGAUCUUGUUGCCUUCAGGGAUACAGAAUAGGGGCUGGGGGUGCCACUGUUUUUAACCUGUUACCUGUUUUAAACUCUUCACAGCCAUUGCAGAAAGCAUUAAAAGCACCUUGCACCAUUUCUGAGA
Molecule: messenger RNA, 917 nt
Organism: Hemicordylus capensis (graceful crag lizard)
Lineage: Eukaryota; Metazoa; Chordata; Lepidosauria; Squamata; Cordylidae
Exons: 5
Coding region: 156-668 (170 amino acids)
Biological process (GO): spindle pole body organization
Cellular component (GO): central plaque of spindle pole body
Molecular function (GO): calcium ion binding; enzyme regulator activity
Source: RefSeq, a predicted model, not a curated record